AUCUUUCCACCUUUCUCCGGAUAUUUUCCAGGAUCUUGGAGGCCAGACUUCCCAGAUAUCCUGUCCAAUCAGAGCUCUGACAAAGUAAAACUCAGUUGCUACGUCUUCAUACAAAACUAUGUGUCUGUUAAGAAGUUAUGAGCUGGGAAGAUGUCGCUGCUAAAGAGCUUGAGGUGAGUUUUUUCCUAACUUGGACGGGUUUCUUGAAUCAUCGAAUAUAAUGUUUCCGGGUGGUUGGACGUGACCGGAGCCGGACGGGACGGUAUUGGGGGGGGGGGGAUUAAACCCAACUUUAUCGCCUCUGUUUCGCUUGAAUGUUGUCAGACUCUGCUGGAUGUCUUGACUGAUAUAGCUCUGGCUACCACUGGGGAUCCGUGAAAUACAUGCCACGCAGGCACGUAACUUCCUCAAAGUUUGCACAGAAGUGCCCCAUUUCAAGAAUGACACUUUGGCACAUGUAGGCUUGCUUGUUUUUAACACCUGAAAAUGAUGAAGGUUAGAAGAUACCUGCGGGGCCGUGGGAGGGUGCUCGCCUUCGUGUUUGUUGCUUCUGUCAUUUGGCUGCUGUUUGACAUGGCAGCUCUGCGCCUGUCCAUAAACGACGUGAACAGCCAGCUGCUGAGGGAGAGGGUGAUCAGAGAGAAGGAGAUCAUGAUGAUGAAGAAACAGCAGCAGCAGGUUGGAGUCACACAGCCAAAGAGGAGGGGGUUCAGGCACCCAGUUCAGAAGGUGACCCAUGCUGGGAAAAUACAGCAGAGCCCCAGUAUCAAACUGGACCAAAUCUAUAGACAUAAACUGGAUCCAAAGUUGGAGUUCAAGCAAUCUAAUCAGAGAGACGGAGGUCAUUAUCUCAGAAGUGACGGCUCUAAGUCUGCUUCAUCUAACCAAAACAACGGAGGAAGCCUUCUUAAGAAGAAGGCAGUGAACUUGGAUUUGAAUGUAGCAGUGGUCAGUGAAACUCAAGUGCAACCAGUUGUAAGAACAAGCAAACCAGUUUUAAAGAAAGAGCUUGAUGAAGCUGCCCAGUUUGCACACUAUCCUUUUGACAAAGACUCAAAGACUGAUAGAAAAGUUGAGGAGGAUCUUGUUAAGAGUGGAGUAAACGUGAGUCAGCCUAAGGCAGAGGAGGCACACCCUGUUAAGACAAUAUCUCAGCAAACACACGUCGAGGAUGCAAACAAAAAGGAAAUGGUGAAACAGUUUUCGAAGCCUUAUAUCAACCUCCAAGCAGGAUAUAACUCCAGUGCUGUCAGAAAGCCAGGUGUCCACAAAGUGCUUUCUCUGGACAUGACCCAUGCUCCCAGAGAUCCCAAUGCCGUCGGCCAGUUUGGCCUGGCAGAGAUUCUUCCUGGCAGCAAAGACGCAGACGUGAUGAAGAGAUGGAACGAGGGCCAUUUCAACGUCUACCUCAGCGACCAGAUCCCAGUGGACCGUGCUGUUCCUGACACCAGGCCAGAAACAUGUGCACAGGAUCUAGUCCAUAACAGUUUGCCCACCACCACUGUGAUAUUCUGCUUUGUGGACGAGGUGUGGUCCACACUCCUUCGCUCUGUGCACAGUGUUCUCAACAGAUCUCCACCACAACUCCUCAUGGAGAUUAUUCUGGUGGAUGAUGCCAGUACUAAGGACUAUCUGAAGGAGCAGUUGGAUGAGUACAUGUCACAGUUUCCCAAAGUGCGAAUCAUUCGUCUCAAGGAGCGUCAGGGCCUGAUCCGAGCGAGACUAGCUGGAGCUGCUGUCGCCAAAGGGGAAGUUCUUACCUUUCUCGACUCACAUAUUGAAUGUAAUGUGGGCUGGUUGGAGCCGCUUUUGGAGAGGAUCUAUUUGGAUCGCAAGAAAGUGCCUUGUCCAGUUAUCGAAGUCAUCAGUGAUAAGGACAUGAGCUACAUGCUUGUCGACAACUUCCAAAGAGGGAUUUUUAAAUGGCCUAUGGUGUUUGGCUGGAGCCCAGUACCAGAGGACGUCAUUAAGAAGAACAACAUGAAAGUUACAGAUCCAAUCAGGUGUCCAGUUAUGGCAGGUGGCCUUUUUUCCAUUGACAAAAAAUACUUCUUUGAGCUUGGCGCCUAUGAUCCUGGUCUGGAUGUGUGGGGUGGAGAGAACAUGGAGAUUUCAUUUAAGAUCUGGAUGUGCGGAGGAGAGAUCGAGAUCAUCCCCUGCUCUCGCGUGGGACACAUUUUCCGAGGACAGAAUCCCUACAAAUUUCCAAAGGACAGGCAGAAGACAGUGGAGCGCAACCUGGCAAGGGUGGCUGAGGUUUGGCUGGACGAGUACAAAGACGUUUUUUAUGGCCAUGGGUACCAGCACCUGCUGGAUAAAAAGGUCAUUGACAUUGGCAACCUAACAGAACAGAUUGAGCUGAGGAAGAGACUCAAAUGCAAGAGCUUCAAGUGGUACCUGGACAACGUGUUUCCGGACAUGCAUACUCCUGCAAUCAAAGCUGAGGGCCUGGUCUUCAAUCAGGGCUUGAGAAAAUGCCUUGCGCUGCAGAAAGACUCUUUGUCCUUUGAGAUCUGUGAUCUCAGCAAACAGAGUCAACAAUUUAAUUACACCUGGAUGAGGAACAUUCGACACCAGAACCUCUGUGUUGCAGCCCAAAGCACGGGCAGCGGCUUCGCAUUGCUGCCAUGUGACAACGCCAAACGUGAACUCCGCUGGUUCUACAAAACCUCCAACUCAGCUCUAACAGAGCAUCUCAUCUCGGAGUUUGUUUCCGACCACAUGUGCCUGGAAGCAGAACCUCGGGAUGACUCUGUUCGUCUCCGCCCGUGUCAACCCAGCAGCGUCUUCCAAAAGUGGGAGUUCACACAUCAUUACGUACGACAAUGAGCUUUAAAAUGCUCUAUGGAAACAUCUGGUGGCCUUACAGCGCAAACUGUGGUGCAGUUGCUACAACUGACUGACUUGAGGAAGAAGGAAGCAGUUCGGUGGAAGACAUUUGCAUAAAUAUCAAUCAGUUGGUGAGGGGGUUGUUUGUUAGCAGAUAAAAAUAAUAUUUAACUGCCUGAGAGUGUUUUCAAAAAAACUGGGAUUGAAAUUGAUAUCUGUGGAAAUGUCCCCAGUGGUUAAAUAGUGCCUCAGAUUUUGUUUCUUCAUGGACUGAAUAACAAGAGUGAAGAAUUUAUUGUUUUGUUAAAAAAAAAAAAAAUUUGUGUGUUUCAAGAUGUGGUGUAAUUUAUGUUGCUUAUAUGGGUUUAAAUGGUUUAUACUUGGACUUUUGAUUUGAUUAGAAAACACUACAUGGAAAGAUUUCUUUCUUUUAACACUAGGGGGAACUGUUGGUUCAGGCCCUCAAAUAAACCUGUGUUGUGAUUUUA
Messenger RNA from Girardinichthys multiradiatus, 3317 nucleotides. Its product is annotated as polypeptide N-acetylgalactosaminyltransferase 5. Bases 487 to 2829 code for a protein of 780 amino acids. Lineage: Eukaryota; Metazoa; Chordata; Actinopteri; Cyprinodontiformes; Goodeidae. The record is from RefSeq and is a predicted model, not a curated record. The transcript is spliced from 10 exons. Gene Ontology annotation, cellular component: Golgi apparatus.